This is a messenger RNA of Lachnellula hyalina, 540 nucleotides long. RefSeq lists its product as uncharacterized. Lineage: Eukaryota; Fungi; Ascomycota; Leotiomycetes; Helotiales; Lachnaceae. The transcript has 3 exons. The coding region runs from base 1 to 540 and encodes 179 amino acids. The record is from RefSeq and is a predicted model, not a curated record.
AUGCGCGCGUCCAUCCUUCUAGUGGUGGCAAGCCUCCUGAGUACCAUCUCAGGCUUCUCAGCACAGAACACAGUAUACCUAAUCCGCCACGGUGAAAAGCCAGAAGAUGACAAAGAACAUGGACUCAGUCCCCAGGGAUUGGAACGAGCUCAAUGUCUGAGAAACGUGUUUGGGACUUCAUCUGGAUACUACAUCGACUACAUAAUUGCUGAACGGCCGAAAUCCGAUGGAUCGCGUAACCGCCCCCUAAUGACCGUCCAACCGCUCGCCGACGAUCUAGGUAUUACCGUCGACACGUUCUGCCAGCGCGACGACUUUAGUUGUGUAGCCAAACUUGUUUUCGAUCACGACAAAUUUCGAAGUGGGAAUGUCUUGAUUUGCUGGGAGCAUGAUGCUUUGACGGAUAUUGUGGAGGCGUUGGGCGAUAACGAUGCGCCUACUUAUCCCGAUGCUUCCUUCAAUUACAUCUGGACGGAUCCGAGUCCCUAUGGUGCCGUUACACAGGAGACGUCUGAGAUGUGCCCAGGACUUGAUUCCUAG